AUGGAAAGUCGAGGGGAAUCCCGGAGCUCCAGAGCUAGUGACUCGCCCGGAGAUACUAUGAAUGAUGUAUACACGGCCUGGCAUGAAAUGCUAGAAAGUGAAGGUGCUGGGCUGGCGGCGCGGGUUGCUGAACUAGAGGUCAGGUGUUCAAGACAAGCCGAGGAGCUGCUGUGUCUGAGGUCCACUCUCGCUGAUGCUCUGCGAAGACUGAACGCGAUCGAGGGUAGGACACCUACUACCACUUCCAGUACAACACAAAGAAAUGGAGGUACUUACACUGCACCAACAGGCACUCCUACUAGAGAACUGAGGAUCCGACAGCCGACGUACAGGGAAUCAGUAAAACGUACUUCGAGCUACGGGUCCAAUGCAUCUUCUUUAUCACAGAGGCGAGGUCCACAGCAUCAGUCAACUGGUUCUCUCCAGUCUGACUCGCCAGCGUCCUCGUCUUCUCUAUCACCAGCCCCGUCUCCAUCCCCUCGGGCCACCCCCGCACCACCACAUCUUAAUUACAGAUCGCGCAAUAACUCCUCAAGCAGCACCCCGACUACCACCAGCCUCACCAAGAGAUGGAACAGCACCGGGGACUUCAACACACAGGGACUGCUGCCAACCUCCAGGUUUACAAGCACCAAGUCCUUGCUAAAUUUGUAUUCUAAGCCAUCACAAAAUGGACCUAUCUUGAAACAUGGCACCCACACCUGUCAGUACAAUGAGGAAGAAGGGUCCAUGAGGAUGUUCAUCAGGGGUCGGCCGGUGGUGAUGUACGGCCCCAGCGACCACGAAAACUUGGACCUGGCGAAGGUAGCGCCGCCGCCGCAGAGCAAGCUCAAGUUAGAAUGGGUCUAUGGAUACAGAGGCAAGGAUUGCAGGAGUAACCUGUACAUGCUGCCGACUGGAGAAAUGGUUUACUUCGUAGCAGCAGUUGUGGUGCUGUUCAAUGUAGAGGAGCAGUGCCAGAGACACUACACGGGACACACUGAUGACGUUAAGAGUCUCGCUAUACAUCCCAACAAGCUGAUCAUAGCGAGCGGGCAAUGCGCGGGACACGACCGACUUGACGCCAGGCCUCACGUCCGUGUAUGGAACUCCGUAUCCCUGGCUACACUAGCGGUGAUAGGUGUUGGGAGCUUGGAGCGUGCGGUCAGCUGCCUCAGCUUCUCACGAGCUGAUGGAGGGACGCUACUCGCUGUCGUGGAUGAGGGCGCGGAUAGAGUGCUGUCCGUGUGGGACUGGCAGCGGGCGGAUAGAGGAUGUCUGGCUGAGACCAAGUGUUCCGUGGACACGGUGAUAGCAGCCGAGUUCCACCCUCUAGAUCGCAACCAGCUCGUGACGUGUGGUAAAGGACACAUCGCCUUUUGGACCCUGGACGCGUCCAACGUGCUCUACAAACGGAUGGGAGUGUUCGACACCAGGGACAAACCUAAAUACGUCACGUGUCUUGGAUUCAACCAUAACGGUGACGUCAUAUCCGGUGACUCAUCGGGUUCAUUGACCUUGUGGUCCCGUGGUACCUCAGUAGCGUCCCGUACAGUCCGUGGCGCUCAUUCGGGUGGUGUUUUCUCUGUGUGUUCGCUGAGAGAAGGCGGGCUGCUGUCUGCGGGGGGCAAGGAUGGAAGGAUAGUACUCUUCGAUGAUGAACUGAAUGCGACCGGCACGGAGGCUAUCAUCGAGGGUCACUACGGCGGAGUGCGCGUGUUGUCGGAGGGUCGCGGCCGGCUGCUCGUAGGCACCACCAGGAACUGUAUCCUCGUGGGAGACAUGCAGCUGGGCUUCACUCCCGCUGUACUCGGUCACGUGGACGAGGUGUGGGGCCUGGCGACUCACCCCAGCCUGCCUCAGUUCGUGUCCGCGGGCUGGGACCGGCUGCUGCAGCUGUGGGACGGAAUGAGUCACUCUACCGUUUGGAGCAAGGACAUUGAUGAGCGCGCCCAGUGCUGCGCGUGGUCGUCAGACGGCGGCGUGGUGGCUGUGGGCGGCUGUUCAGGGAGGUGGAUGGUGUACGACCCGCACACGAGGGCGCUGCUAGCGGAUCACAGGGACGGGUCGGAGCCGAUCCAGACUAUUGUGUAUUCACCUAACAACCAAAUGGUUGCGCUUGGUGCAAGAGAUAACUUCAUCUACAUCUACCAAGUGGAUGAUCAGGGAGCAAGAUACUCCAGGCUGGGGAAAUGUGUUGGCACGGAGAAAAAACGUAGACGGGGUCAUUCGAGCUUCAUAACUCACCUGGAUUGGUCUGAGGACAGCCAAUACCUGAGAAGCAAUUCCGGAGACUAUGAGUUGUUGUAUUGGAACGCGAGCACGUGCCGCCAGGUGACGUCACCGACUUCGAUGCGUGACGUCACGUGGGCGACCAACCACUGCCCGAUCACGUUCACCACCGUGGGCGUGUGGCCAGAGGGCGCUGACGGGACGGACAUCAACUCAUGUGACAAGUCCAGCGACAGCCGCCUGGCGGUGACCGGAGACGACUUCGGAAAAGUGAAACUGUACGCUUACCCCGUCACACAACCCAAGAGCGUGUGUGCUACAUACGGCGGUCACUCAUCCCACGUAUCGUGUGUCCGUUUUUCGUGUGACGGGUCGCGGGUGUUGUCUGCGGGGGGUAGGGACGCCGCUCUACUACAAUGGGCCGUCGAGUGA
Danaus chrysippus (African queen) is the source of this 2643-nucleotide messenger RNA. The record is from the annotation of a GenBank genome assembly. NCBI's taxonomy places the organism in Eukaryota, Metazoa, Arthropoda, Insecta, Lepidoptera, Nymphalidae.